AUGCCAAGUACUGCGUCACGAGGCCGACGAUGGUCCAUUCUACAGACGGCCCCUGACCAUCGAUUGGAGGCCAGGCUGACGACCACUGUGGAACCAGGUUACAAUGGGACGCCACCGAGGUGCGCAGAAGCUUUUGCCGAUGGCCUUUGGCCCCUUAUUGUGCAAUCUGUGUGGCUCCACGCCUUGGAUGAAACAACUCGGAUUGAAGGAGGUGGACCGAAUCCUCUGCGCCGCCAAAGGCAACCCUCGUCUAUAAAGGAGUUGGCAAUCCUCCUCGAAAGCUCAAUCAGACAGAAACCUUUCAAUACCCCCUCUCCCUUCCCCCUCGCCCCUGCUCUGUAUCCCAAACCCCCAUAUCUCACCGCCCCAUUCUUAUUCAGGUUCAAAACUACAUCUGCAGGAUUCUUCUGGCUGUCCACCUUUCUCAACAUGUCAAGCACCAAUUUUCGCCUGGAAUCGUUUCGUCCAUGGAACCCUUUCCAAGACAAAGCUCAGCCAUUGCGCGAUCCCCCCGGUACUUGUCGCUACCCAAGUCCGGUCUCGAUCACUACCACCCCGCCAAGCUCCAAUUCUAGCGACUAUGGCUCAAAGAGCCAAAAAGUUCAUUCCCACAAACCUGAGCGACACCCCCUUCCUGCCCGCCCGCCGACGGAGGUCUGCUUAGAUGGGUUGGAUUCCGAGGCUCCACCCACUCGACGAGAAUCAGAGGGCUUGUGUCAGACACUUUCAGCUGUUAGUGACCCGGAGCCUCUCAACUUCGAGAACAUCUUGCAACCACAAAGCAUAGUUGGUGCCGAUGACGUCGCUUUUACAAGUUUUGCCGAUGAUAUCCAUUGGGAAACAGAGCAUCAGUUCCUCGACUUGGGGUUGGAUGACUCGGAUCCUGUCGAUUUUGCCCGUCAGCAUCCUCAAAGUGUUGAUCUUAGAAUCCCUACUCAGAAUGGAGAGCUUCUAAAUUUUGAAACUGUCGAUCCUGCAAUCCUUAAUGACCAUGCAUCUCCGGUUGCCGGACGGGCUCAAACAACUAUGAGUAUCGCCGGCAUCGCAACGCACCCGGAAGAAUGCCCCGCGGAGUCUAUUCGCUCUCAGAACAAAGUCUCAUCUCUCCAACGCAGACGGAAUUCAAAGGGGAUGGUGGACAGUGAAUGCCAGGCCUCAAAAAUAAAAAAAGGUUCGCGUACGAGAGAAAGGCAUACAAGAAUUGGCUCUACUCGGUCCAAGAAAAGUUCGGGUCAUCGUCAGAGCAUUUCUUUCACCACAGUCCGUGCCCAAUUCUCAGCCCUUUCAGUCGAAGACCGACUACAAUUCCUGUCCUGGCUUUUUGAGGGUGCGUUAACUCAUUGCGCUUCUGCGCCCUUGAGCGCCGCUGUUGCUUCUCCAUCAAACCAAUGUGACGGUAGAACCGACGACCGUGGUCAUACGAGCUUGAACACUGAAGUGACUGAUGCGCAGCACGCCUCUUCAAGAAAGGGACUAAAGUGGUCUGUGGAUGAAGAUCACCUUCUAAUGAAGUUAAGGGACGAGCAAAACCUCGCUUGGUCAGAGGUGGUCAAGCAAUUUUCACGAGAAUUCCCCGGGCGGAGCAAGGGGUCAAUCAAAGUGUACUACAGCACAACUUUGAAGAAAAGACGGCCAUCUUUCCCCAUUGUUCUUAUUGCUUGA
Messenger RNA from Penicillium samsonianum, 1662 nucleotides. RefSeq lists its product as uncharacterized. The transcript has a single exon. NCBI's taxonomy places the organism in Eukaryota, Fungi, Ascomycota, Eurotiomycetes, Eurotiales, Aspergillaceae. The coding region runs from base 1 to 1662 and encodes 553 amino acids. The record is from RefSeq and is a predicted model, not a curated record.